Messenger RNA from Abrus precatorius (Indian licorice), 1212 nucleotides. Its product is annotated as MATH domain and coiled-coil domain-containing protein At3g58270-like. The transcript has 3 exons. Lineage: Eukaryota; Viridiplantae; Streptophyta; Magnoliopsida; Fabales; Fabaceae. The coding region runs from base 1 to 1212 and encodes 403 amino acids. The record is from RefSeq and is a predicted model, not a curated record. Gene Ontology annotation, molecular function: protein binding.
AUGGAGAGCCAGCAAGUAAAGGGUGUUGUUGCUGUGGAAAAAUUCACAUGGAAGGUUGAAGCUUUCUCCAAAUUGAAAAACAAGAAAAUAUCCUCUAAAGCUUUCAAAGUUGGUGGCUAUAGAUGGAAGAUUGUCUUAUAUCCUAAGGGGAGGGAUGUAGAGUAUUUGUCCUUGUAUAUGAAGGUUGCUGAUUCUCUAGCACCAUAUGGUUGGAGCAGAUUUGCGUCUUUCAGGUUGGCUCUUAUUAAUCAUGUGGAUACCAAGAAGUCAAUUGUAAAGGAGACCCAGCAGAAGUUUAAUGCUGGAAAUAGUGCUUGGGGUUCUUCAUCAUUCAUCCCUCUAAGUGAAUUCCAUGACCCCACUCAAGGUUAUCUUGUGAAUGACACUUGUAUCAUUGAAGCUCAAGUUUCAGUCUCUAAGGUCGCAUUUAACAUUCCGGACAACUUGGCCACAAUUCACAAACCUAAUGGUGACCAACCUGGGCUAACAGAAGUGGAAAUCGAAGAGCAGGAAAUGACACCUUCAGAUGUGACCUCAAGUCCCACAAGUACCCAUGAUUCGAAAAGUGAUAAUGUAAAUGAAGUAGAAGAGCAAUUCGUACACUCAGAAGAUCAAGAAAUGGGACCUAAACAAGUGGAAUUUAUUCCUAGUGCUCCUCCUAUGUAUCCUUCUUUAUUUAAUGAAUAUGAGGAAGUGAUCUUAACCCCUCUAAGUGACCUUAUAGAUUUCAAGAGUUUAGAGCCAGAAGAAGCAUAUUUUAUUCCAUUAUGGGAGGAGGUAUGUUCAUGGCAUCCAUCACUAGUAGAGAAUCAAAAAAGAAGAAGUCCUAGGUUCAUAUUGUGGGCAUUCAUAGCCUUAGGCCGAGUGCUACAUUUCCUUAAGACUAAGACACUUAGGGAUAUGGGUAAGGAUGAUUGUAUGAUGCACCUUCAAACUCUUUGGGAAGAACUUCAACCCUUUGGAUUUGACUUGAUAUGGUUGGAGCCACAUGUUAAAUCAGCAUUGGGUGCAAAAGCUUAUUUGGAAAGAGCUGAGUGCAUGAAAAAUCUAAGGGUCAAUGUAGCUUCAUUAGAGAUGGAAACGAGGAAGCUGAAGGCAAAGCUCGCAGUUACAGAACUAGACCUUGAGGUUGCAAGGAAAGACUUGGAAGAGGUAGAAAAUGGCUUUGAAGAGAGGGACAUGGAUGCAGAACUGGGUUAUGGGGUACCUUAG